Molecule: messenger RNA, 924 nt
Organism: Plasmopara halstedii
Lineage: Eukaryota; Oomycota; Peronosporomycetes; Peronosporales; Peronosporaceae
Product: amp-binding protein
Exons: 4
Coding region: 1-924 (307 amino acids)
Biological process (GO): fatty acid metabolic process
Molecular function (GO): medium-chain fatty acid-CoA ligase activity
Source: RefSeq, a predicted model, not a curated record
AUGCUUGGACUUGUUCACUCCAAGCGCCUUGUGCGCAUUCCCCUGUGCUUUCGCGCCGCCAGUACAGUAGGCGCAACUUUGGAUGAGGCAGUCAAUCGUUUGCCACACAAAGAAGCACUUCGUAGUAUCAAGCAGGAUGUCCGAUGGAGUUUCAAGGAGCUAAAUACGGUUGUAAGCGAGCUGGCCAACGGCUUUUUGGAUCUGCAGUUUCGAUGUGGUGAUGUGGUAGCUCUGUGGCUACCAAACAAUGUUGAAAAUGUUGUAACACAGCUGGCAGCGGCGCGCGCGGGGCUUACGCUGGCCUUGAUUGAGCCUCAGGUAUCGGAAGCCGAGGAGCUCGCUUACAUUUUACAAGACAGUGAAGCCAGCGGCCUCAUUUUCGAACCCAAGCAUGCAGGUCGAAACCAAACAAAGAUUGUACAAGAUCUAUUUCCGGAGCUAGCUACCUUCCGUCAGCGCAAGGAGGUCUUUCGCCCAAAAAACUUCCGCCAUUUACACACUGUCAUCACCACGGGUUGGGACCCAGUGGAAGGCAUGCUCAAUCUCAAUGGAAUGAUGGUUAACAGCCCCGAACCUCACAUCCUGAAAGCCGUAAGCAAGAUGCUUAAUGAAAAAACGCCACUGGUUUUUACCUACUCACAAACUAAGGGUCAGAAUCCGAAGAAGAGUGCGUUACUUACCCACGGUGACCUGCUACAGCGCGCUGAGAUGCUGGCCACGAGUCUGAAACUUACUGCAACGGACAAAGUUCUUCUGACUGGAGAAGAGCCGGGAUUGUCUUCCGGUCCACUAGCCGCUAUCAGCCAAAGCGCGCAGAUUGUUCUGCCGUCCACUGAAUUUGACCAAGAGGCCAUACAGCAAGCUAUGAAGGUAGAGCAAUGCAGUAUUCUAGGCAGCGGACUUGAAAAUUUUAAGCGCGUGUGA